UCGCCUUCGAGAGGGAGGGGAGAAAGGUAAAAAAUGGCCACUCCAGCAGCACACAAGGAGAGUGAGGCAGAACUUUUUAACCUGCUGAAAUCGGCAAACCUUCUCGACUACUACAGUAACUUCAUUGAGCAGGGAGGCGAUGAUAUCCAUCAGUUUUGCGAUGCAACCGAAGAAGAAUUCAAAGAGAUGGUUAGUUUGGUUGGAAUGGCGGCUAAACCACUACAUGUGCGAAGGCUGCAAAAAUGUUUGGUGGAAUGGAAAGCCAAGAAAGCGCGCCAAGGGGACCAAACCCCGGACAAAAACAGCUCUUGGAUUGACGGUUGGACUCCAAACCAAUCACCAAAUGUAUCUAGAACAGCAACAACCAUCGUUACAACCCCAACAAUUACAACUCCGUCGCUCAAGCGAAAGUCUUCGAGCAGUUCUUCCGAUAAAGCGACACCAGAGAAGCGAGUUGUAGAGCUGAAACUCCCGCCAAUGGACGUGAUCAUUGACUGGGAAAAACUCGAUCCUGAACGGCAGCAACUGAUCAGAGAGCAUUCGCGAAUCUAUGGCCGUGAUGACAAAAAAAGAAAGAGUACAUCGUUGAAUUGCCACGAGCAAAUGAUAAACGAAGCAGCGGCUCAGCUUUGUCUUCGUGACCCUACUCUUCUCGUUCGCCGAGACGAGUUGUUUACCAUGGCAAGGCGUGUAGUAAGAGAGAGUGGCUUCACCUAUGUGCAUGGUCAUUCAAGGUCCAAGUAUCUUGGAAAUCCAUCACAAAUGAUAACUGAUGGAAAUUAUGAUUCUCAUGCAGGCAAGAAACCACACCUAUCACUAGUGAAUAAGUACAAGAGAAUAGAAAGACUGACAGAAAUAGAUGACUUAUUAUUGAAAAAUAAGGAAAUCCAAGAUGAAAUUGCAAGAAAAAUUGAGGAGUCCAGGGCAAUUAUGAAUACAGCUCAGGUUGCAGAAUUUCAGGAAGAGCUGGUCAGGGUGCAAAAUGAUCAGGUCUCCCUUCAAAUUGAGCAGAAAGACUUGCGCAAAAAGCAACGUCGAUCAGACAAGUACUAUAGCAACAAAGAAACCAGAGGCUCAGAAUCUGGAAAUGGUGACACUGAGGAUGGUGGACAUGGUGAGCAAGAUGGUGUUUCUGCUUCAGAAGAUGAUGUCACAUUUGCUGAAGAGGGACAAGUACAACAUUCAUCAGAAGGUCAUCCUCAAACUAUUGUGCAAGAGCAACCAGUUGCUGUUGUGACUGAAAUGCUUCAACAAGGGACAGAUAAUGUGGCAGCCACUACAACAGGUGGAGAGGAUGAGUCCUCAGUACGUGCACUUUAUGGUGCAUUCAUCCCAAAUCAACUAAAUGAUGAUCAUCAAGCUGCUGCUGCAGCUGUUGCCGCAGCCAAUAUUGCAUCAUUCCAGGCUGCUGCUGCUAGAGGAGCCUACACUGUUGGCAAUACAGCUAUCACUGACCCUACAAUCAAUGCACUUCUCAGCCUAUCAGCUAAAGAUAAGACUAUGGUGCAGGGAGUUCCAAAUAUGGAUGGUGUUGGAAUGAGCGUUGCCGUCCAAGAUGGUCAGCAGUCAUCCCAUGCUGCUGUAUUCACCUCACCAAGUAUAACUGUUGUCAUGCCAACAGGGCACACCCUUCCAGCAAAUGUACAGGCAUGGAGAUAAAGAGUAUUUUAUCAGCUAAUAACAACUUUUCUUUGUAUGGAGAAUGUUUUGGGGCCACCAGUAUUUUUUUUUAUCAGAAUUAAUUAUUGCCUCAGCACAGCCUGCUAUAUGAAACCUCUAAGGACACUGACAGCAGAGGUUUCCAAACGUACCCAGGUCACAUAUACCAUACAUUUAUGAGAGCAAUGAUCAUAGUUUGUGGAUUCUGUUUCUAUAAUUAUUUUGGCAAAAUGUAUCGUGACAUUUUUCAUUAAUUCAAGACUUCUCUGUAUAUAAUAGUAUGUCUUUCAAACAGUAUGGUAAAAACAUAUUGCUACUAUUCCUUGAUAAUUACUUAAAGUAUAUUCCCCGCAGGAUAAUUAACAAUGUAUAGCUUUCAAAGAUGGAUUGCAUUUCUUUGCAACUUUUAUCCCAUACAAUAAUCAGCACUAGUUUUUAAAUAUUAACCAACAAAAAUUCCACUUCAAACAAUUACAUUUGACAUAACGUGAAACACGCAAUAUUGUUAUUUUUUGAAUUUCAGGUUUCCUGCCUUUAGAUUCAGAUAAUAUUAUGAUUAUCACUGCUCUUUAUUUGAAAUGAUCUUGUAAAAUAUAUAUAUUAUUAUUACAGUACCAGAUUACAGCGGUUAUUAUGUACAUACAUUUAGUGUUACCGGUAAUGAAAACAUUGUAAGGUAGAUGAUUUCCAAUAAACAUUUCAUUGUUCAC
Exaiptasia diaphana is the source of this 2369-nucleotide messenger RNA. RefSeq lists its product as uncharacterized. Gene Ontology annotation, molecular function: transcription factor binding; transcription coregulator activity. Gene Ontology annotation, cellular component: nucleus. Bases 34 to 1659 code for a protein of 541 amino acids. Lineage: Eukaryota; Metazoa; Cnidaria; Anthozoa; Actiniaria; Aiptasiidae. Gene Ontology annotation, biological process: negative regulation of DNA-templated transcription. The transcript has 5 exons. The record is from RefSeq and is a predicted model, not a curated record.